AGUACGGUGUAGAUAUCAGUUCACUGUGACCAAGCAGACAGUUCAGUUAUUCAGUUAUAACAUAAAAAUAAAAUAAUUUCAUUAUGAAAUACUUUGUUGUUGCUUUGUGCUUUGCCGUAAUUUGCAGCAUUUCUGCUGUUACCGAUGAGCAAAAACAAAUUGCCGAUAAGGUGGCAAAGGACUGUGCCAGUGAAAAUGGUUUGAGUGCAGAGGAGGUGCAAAAGAUUCGCACCAACCCAAAGAGCACCGUGAAUGAUCCAAAAUCACAGAAAUUCGGCAAAUGUUUCCUCUCAAAAUUGGGUUUCAUCGACAGCAAUGGUGAUUUCCAAGAAAAUGUUGCCGUUGAAAAAUUAUCCAAAGGUGAGGACAAAGCCAAGGUUGAAGAGAUCGUGAAAUCAUGCAAAUCGGUCAUUGGUGAUAACAAAGACGAAAAUCCAAUCAAAUUGUACGCUUGCUACUUGGAAAAGAAGGCUUUGGCUUAAACACCCGACAAUCAAACAUUUUUCAAACUUUAAAUAUAUUUCGAAUUGUAUGACCCAAAAUAUGAACCAGCCAUAAACUUUUUUCAAUAAAUUAUUUAAUCAAAA
This is a messenger RNA of Contarinia nasturtii (swede midge), 587 nucleotides long. RefSeq names its product general odorant-binding protein 56a-like. The transcript has 3 exons. Gene Ontology annotation, molecular function: odorant binding. Gene Ontology annotation, biological process: sensory perception of smell. The record is from RefSeq and is a predicted model, not a curated record. NCBI's taxonomy places the organism in Eukaryota, Metazoa, Arthropoda, Insecta, Diptera, Cecidomyiidae. Bases 84 to 482 code for a protein of 132 amino acids.